Messenger RNA from Zymoseptoria tritici IPO323, 843 nucleotides. RefSeq names its product putative enol-lactone hydrolase (gene ELH). The coding region runs from base 1 to 843 and encodes 280 amino acids. The transcript is spliced from 3 exons. The record is from RefSeq and is a predicted model, not a curated record. NCBI's taxonomy places the organism in Eukaryota, Fungi, Ascomycota, Dothideomycetes, Mycosphaerellales, Mycosphaerellaceae.
AUGCACCAAGCUCUCCGAGCUAUCGGCUCCGCCUUUGGUCGUAGAGGUGAGCUCGGCGUCGCGAAGCCCAAACUGUACCGUUCUAGCCCAAGCAUCGAUACUGCGAGAAACGAGCAAUGCCAUUCAUCAACAGAGCAGGCGUUCGUCUACUCUUCAAUGUGGGGCGGGCAGAUCGAACCACUCUCAAAGCGUUUCAGAUUGAUUGUAUGGGACAUGAGAGGCCACGGUAAGUCGGGCUAUCCUUCGGACCCAUCCGCCUACAGCGAAGCACACACCGUUGAAGACAUCGGCCUGAUUCUCGAUGCGAACUGCACGCCCGACACCAAGGCCAUUGUCGGCGGUCUCUCCUUAGGCGGUUACAUGAGUCUCGCCUUCUAUCGCUCUUACCCAAAACGAGUCUGCGCACUGCUGAUCAUCGAUACCGGACCUGGGUUCAAGAAGGACUCCGCGAGGGAAGAGUGGAAUAGGACCGCGAUCAAGACUGCCGAGGAACUGGAGAAAGACGGCUUGAAAGCGUUGCAUCGACAGAGUCCAGAGAGGAGUCGGGCUUCGCAUCGGAAUGCCGAGGGACUUGCAUUAGCCGCAAGAGGCAUGCUGACACAGCGAGAUUCGACGAUUAUUGAGAGUUUAGUCAGGGUCGAGGUGCCUUCUUUGGUAGUAGUUGGAGCGGAGGAUAAGCCAUUCUUGGUGGCUUCUGAGUAUAUGGCCAAGAAGAUUCCCGGAGCAAAGAAAGUAGUGGUCCCUGGGGCUGGACAUGCGGUGAAUAUAGACCAGCCAAAGGCCUUCAUGCAGGCAGUGGUGCCAUUCCUGGGGCAGUUUGCAUCGUCAAAAGCGUUGUUGUGA